Saimiri boliviensis boliviensis (Bolivian squirrel monkey) is the source of this 696-nucleotide messenger RNA. The record is from RefSeq and is a predicted model, not a curated record. Lineage: Eukaryota; Metazoa; Chordata; Mammalia; Primates; Cebidae.
UGUGAACAGGAGCCCACCGUCCACCCCUGACACCAUGACCCACUGCUGCUCCCCUUGCUGCCAGCCUAUGUGCUGCAGGACCACCUGCUGCAGGACCACCUGCUGGAAGCCCACCUGUGUGACCACCUGCAGCAGCACACCCUGCUGCCAGCCCUCCUGCUGUGUGUCCAGCUGCUGCCAGCCUUGCUGCCCCGCAACAUGCUGUCAAAACACCUGCUGCAGGACCACCUGCUGCCAGCCCAUCUGUGUGACCAGCUGCUGUCAGCCCACCUGUGUGACCAGCUGCUGCCAGCCCAUCUUUGUGACCAGCUGCUGCCAGCCUUCCUGCUGCAGCACACCCUGCUGCCAGCCCACAUGCUGUGGGUCCAGCUGCUGUGGCCAAACCAGCUGUGGGUCCAGCUGUGGUCAGAACAGCUCCUGUGCCCCUGUGUACUGCACAAGAACCUGCUACCACCCCACAUGUGUCCGCCUGCCCGGUUGCCUGAACCAGAGCUGUGGAUCCAGCUGCUGCCAGCCCUGCUGCCACCCAGCCUGCUGUGAGACCACCUGCUGCAGGACCACCUGCUGCCAGCCCACCUGUGUGUCCAGCUGCUGCCCGCCUUGCUGCUGCUGAUCAGCCCUGCCAAGGACCAUCAUCCUAACACAACAACCUUCUGACUUUUUUUUCUGAGACAGAGUCUCACUCUGUCACCCAGG